Molecule: messenger RNA, 1407 nt
Organism: Drosophila serrata
Lineage: Eukaryota; Metazoa; Arthropoda; Insecta; Diptera; Drosophilidae
Product: arginine kinase
Biological process (GO): phosphocreatine biosynthetic process
Molecular function (GO): protein binding; creatine kinase activity
Source: RefSeq, a predicted model, not a curated record
AUGGAGGGAAAUCGCAAUGAAUUUUUCAAUGAAAUCAUUAGCAAUAUCGAUGACAUAUUCGUUCCCGACGACCUGCACAGUGCUCGACGGGAGCUGCAGGAUGGCGAGAUAUCCAGGACCUUGGAGCGUUGCUACAGCGUCAUUUCGGAGUCGGGCAAGCUGCUGAGUGGCACCACGGCCUCGGCUCUGGCCCACCGGAAACCGCUGAGUGCCUCCUCGCUGCAGCUAUCGGUGACCAGCUACCUGAGCCGCUUCCUCAAGCGCGGGGUCUAUGAGAAGAUAAAGCGUCGUCAGACACGACUCGAUCACAAUCUCUUCGAUGUCCUGUGGCCCGCCAUGCGGAAGACGUCGAAGGCACGCCAUUUGGAGGAGGAUAUUAACUGCGGAAUUAUUGCACCAGAUUUCGAUGUGUUUGUGGUGUUCCAGGAGUUCUUGGUGCCGCUGCUAAAGGACAUGCAUUGCUUAAGCAUCGAUGCUGAUUUUAAGCCCCAACCCCGAUUGGCUUACUUCCCCAUGGACAAUGGCGAAAGACUAAAUACGGCGGCUUUUGUGUUUGACGACGAGUCCCUGCUGGUCACCCGCUGUCUGGUGGAGGCCUCAAGGAACUUGGAUCAACUGGAGCUGCCAUUGAACCUCACAAUUGGCCAGCUAGAGCAGGCGGAACGGCUGAUGAUGGGCAAGAUAUUUACGACAAACUUUGCGGAUGCCAUAGGAGAAACUGACUCGGGAAACUACUACACCUUGACUGAGCUCCUUGAGGCUGACUCGGAGGUGGCCAUGAUGCUAAGCAGCCUGGGUCUGAUGAUACCUCUGCUGGACACCAAGGAUCUGGUGCAGGCUGCCGAGUCCACGGCUUUCAAUGGAGCCCUGUGGCCCUAUGGCCGGGGAGUGUUUGUUAAUUCGGCCCACAACUUGGCCGUGUGGCUGAAUUGCCAGGAGCACUUGCGGGUGAUCUCCACCACAAGCAGCAAAGAUCCAGCGGAUAUGGGCGCUGCCUACACGAGAGUGGGCCGUGCCAUAAGCUACCUGGAGACGCAGCUGCACUUCAAGGAGAGCUACCUGCUGGGAUAUCUGCAGUCGAGGCCCAGCUACUUGGGCACUGGCCUCAAGAUGACCGCCAUCGUGAAGCUGCCAAAUCUUAUGAAGGAGAUGGAUAACCUAAGGCACCUGUGCUCCGUCCGGGGAUUGAGUAUGGUGACCAAUCGUCUCUCGAAGCUCACCGUGCGCCUUGUAAAUAUGCAAAGCAUGGGCGUGGUGGAGUACGUGCUGUUCCAGGACUACUGCACGGCAGUCACGAACAUCCUGUCGCUGGAAAAGGACAUGUCACUGACCAACUCCAAGCACAUUGCCACCAUGCUGGUGAAGAUCUUCAGGCGCAAGAAGAACAGCAUCGUGGACCGCAACUAA